Messenger RNA from Cottoperca gobio, 2215 nucleotides. RefSeq names its product tripartite motif containing 35-13 (gene trim35-13). NCBI's taxonomy places the organism in Eukaryota, Metazoa, Chordata, Actinopteri, Perciformes, Bovichtidae. The record is from RefSeq and is a predicted model, not a curated record. The transcript has 7 exons. Bases 723 to 1946 code for a protein of 407 amino acids. Gene Ontology annotation, molecular function: electron transfer activity; protein binding; zinc ion binding.
UUGAAUUUCACAGAUGGAGGUUGACUUCUCAUGUCAGGCUAUGGAUGACUCCUACUGCGCUGUGUGUGGGGAAAUCUUCCUGGCUCCAAUUGUCCUCUGCUGCAUCGAUUGCGGUCGUAGCUUUUGUAGCUGUUGUUUGGAGCAAUUCUGGAUACAACACGGCAUUAAAGAGUGUCCUCUCUGCCCUGGACUUCCAUAUAAAUCAUGUGACGCACAUGGAAAGCAACUAUUUCUCCUCUGUGUAGCUGAUCUGGAGCUUGUCUGCUCUACGUGCCACAUAUCAGGACUGCAUAUGAAUCACAUGGUGUAUCCUAUAAAGGAGGCAUUCAAGGAUCGUAAGAUACAGUCUCUAGUUGAGCCAAUUCAUUCUUUUGUGGUGUGGUGUUUAUUCGAGAACGGGCGCGAUGUGCAUGCUCAACACAAGACAGGAUAACACGAGAUAUGCCUUUGAGAGCUGAGGUAUCAACACUUAUUUCUGAGGUCAAGAUGAGGUAGCCUUCCAGAGAGGUGGGAGGGGCCUCUAAUCCUGCCUUCUCAUCAAAGCCCUAUGUAGAAGAAUAGCCACCAGACAUGCUCAUCUUGAGGAUGACUUUUCCUUUCCAAUUUGUGGAAGUAUUCUCAGUCAGCCAGUGGUGCUCACGUGCAGACACAGAUUCUGUAAAGCCUGUCUAAAAGACAGCUGGGAGACACACUACUGUGCUCUGUGCUGCCGCCGUUCCUCCAUGGCGCAAAUCGUGAUGAGCUCUGUGCUGGAUAAGUCCUGUGAAUCCUUCAAUUUGGAGAGAAGCAAGAAUGACCCAGAGUUUUGUGAGGAGCAUGGAGAAAAGCUCACAUUGUUCUGUUUGGAGGACUUGAAGCCCAUCUGUGGUGUAUGUGGGAAAGCAGCCGCACACACUGGGCACAGGCUCUAUCCCAUUGGGGAAGGUGCUCAUGACUGUAAGGAGGAACUGAAGAGUGCGCUGCUGCCUUUGAAAGAGAAGUUGCAGCUGUACAAAAAGGCAAAAAUGGUCUGUGAGGAAAUGGCAGAACAUGUCAAGAACCAGGCUGAACAUACUGAAACACAGAUCAAAGAGGAAUUUGAAGCACUUCACCAUUUCCUGAAGGAACAGGAGGCGGCCAGACUUUCUGCUUUAAAGGAUGAGGAGAAUCAGAAGAAUCUGGAGGUUAACCAGAGAUUUGAGGAGAUGAGUAAUGAAAUUACAUCUCUCUCCAGCACCAUCAGAUUAGUUGAAAAGGAGAUGAACGCUCAAGAUAUCCCAUUUCUUAAGAAUUACAAGGAAACAAUAAAGAGAACCUGGCGAACUUCCCUUGAGCCACAAAUGGUUUCUGAUGCUCUGAUUGAUGUGGCCAAGCACUUGGGAUCUCUGAAAUAUAAAGUGUGGGAGAAGAUGAAGAGUAUAGUUAAAUAUAAUCCUGUGAUUCUGGAUCCAAACACAGCAGCCAGCUGCUUCAUCCUCUCAGAGGAUCUCACAGUUGUGCAGAACUCUACCCAGAUUUUCAAGCUGCCAAAUAACCCAGAACGCUUUGACAUCAGUGCCGAGAUGCUGGCUGCAGAGGGCUAUACCUCUGGACGCCACAGCUGGGAUGUGGAGGUGAAGGAAAACACAUACUGGGUGUUGGGAGUAGCCAGCGAGGCCAUCAACAGGAAGGGGAAGCACGUGCUGACACCAGCAGAGGGAUUCUGGACUAUAAGGUUUCGCAAUGGAGAGCAUAAGGCCUGCACAGCACCAUGGGAACCGCUGAACAUGACUAAGGUGCCAAAAGUGAUAAGAGUAGUUUUAGACAUGGACAGGGGCAAGGUGACCUUUUACGACCCUGGAGCGAGAGCACCUCUCUACACCUUCACAGAGAUCAUAACACCAAGAGCCUUUCCCUAUUUUUGUUCUGCCUGCAAAGAGCAUCCACUGAAAAUCCUACCCACAAGGAUAUUAUUGUCAAUGGACUGAUCAUUUAAUUUGGAGACAUGCCAUAUUGUUUGUAUAAAAGUCACGCAAUUAAAGAAGUGAAGGGUUGCUAAAGCACAUGAAGGUUUGUCCCUCUUCUUUUGCAAGAGAUGAAUGUGGGGAGUUACAUCACUACAUUGCAAAGGAAGCAAAUCAAAACUGCUUUUUCUAAAUAAAUGACAGGAAACAAACAUGUUUUAAAAUAUUUUAUUUGAGUUACAACAAAAAAAAAAACUGUAGUUUGGGAGAUGUGAACUUGUAAAUGGAUUUAA